Messenger RNA from Cloeon dipterum, 1839 nucleotides. RefSeq names its product coiled-coil domain-containing protein R3HCC1L. The record is from RefSeq and is a predicted model, not a curated record. The transcript has 8 exons. NCBI's taxonomy places the organism in Eukaryota, Metazoa, Arthropoda, Insecta, Ephemeroptera, Baetidae. Gene Ontology annotation, molecular function: nucleic acid binding. The annotation marks the transcript as partial.
GAUCGACACAACUGCGCCAGUUCUGCGUUCCUGGUGAUUUUUUCCGACCUUUUUUUGACUCAUCGAGAACGCAGGUCAAAACUGGAGGCCCUCGGAGGCAGGUUUUUGACUCUCGAGGACAGCCAAUUCUUGGACCUCGUCAUUUUCGACAUUGAGACCUUCCGGACGGCUAGUGAAAAUUGCAGAAGAGUGCUGCUUUUCCCGCCAGUCAAUAACUACAGACGCUUUUUGAUCCACAAGACGACCGAGCAGUUCGCAGAGCUCAAGACUUUUUCCGUCGGUGAAGGUGAUGCCCGCCGGACUGUAGUUUGCUUCGUCAAACAAUUCGACAGGCAGGCUUUGAUUAAUUUCAAGGAGAGUGAGGCCACCAUGGCAGCUGCUACGAUGGAACAGAAAAAAGCUCCGAAAUUGAUGUCGGGCGUGGGUUUGUACCAGCCUCCAGCAAUGAGGGCUGCCAGGAUCCAAACGGAAAUUCAAACAAACGACAGGAAUAAUUCAGAUUCGCGAGCGUCGAAGGCUAAGAGGCCAGACAGACAGAUGUACGUGCCACGCGCGCGGCGACAGGAGACCAACUCGCCGCCUGAGAAUGCCGAGUCGACGCCGUCGCCGCCACAAUUGGUGAAGUCGCCGCGGCAAACGUCGCCGACCGUGGUGACGCCGCGCAAGAAGUCUGCAAUCAAGAACAACAAGCCUCUGUCGCUAUGCAGCAGCAAGUCUGGCGACUCUGAUGCCUCCAGCUGUGAUCUCACCGAGGAGCAGGCCUGCGACGUAGUUGCCAAGGAGGAAAAGACUGUGCCUGUUGAGGUCGUUGUGCAGGUUUCUGUGCCUGUUGAGAAUGUUGUGCAGGUUUCGGAAGAGCCGAAAGACUUGCCCGUGGAGUGCAAUCAGGCUGACGAGGUGCGUUGUGCCUCCGAGAAACUGGUUGAAAAAGAGGAGGUGAUGCCCAAGUUUGUGCCGGAGAGUUGUGAAGAAGACUCGUGGGAGUCCAAGUUUGACGAAACUGGCGACUGCCUUGAUCCCAAAGCUUUGGAUGACCUGACGAAGACUGUUGGGAAAGUGGAAAUCAGCAAACCAGCGUCGACAUACUCUAACUACAUCGAAUCCGGGCUGGAGCUGAGGGACAGCGAGUUCGGCCACGUGCUGGAGAUCUAUGAUUUUCCAGCCGCAUUCAAAACUCCCGACCUGGUUGCUGUGCUUACACCCGCCGUCGGUAGCUCCGAUUUUGACCUUAAGUGGGUGGACGACACCCACGCCAUGGCUGUGUUCGGCACUACUAAGACUGCCGAAAGAGUUCUCGCGACUAACCACCCGUUGCUGAAGGUGCGUCCGCUGUCGCAAGCAAUUGCGGAGACGCGGAUGAAGGCCAAGAAGUGCCCGCAAUUUAUGAGGCCGUACAAACCGCGUCCCGAAACGUGCGCUGCCAUGGCCAAGCGGCUCGUUCACUCCGCUCUUGGCGUCCGCAGCAACACCACCAAGGAGGAGCGUGACAAGGAGAAGGCUAUGCUCAAAACUGCGAGAGAAAAAAGAAGACUGGCCCAGAAGCAGACCGUGGAUGCGUGGGAGGGCAACUUCGGAAAGUAGAGAGUGAAUCAAGGCGAGGCUCAUGUCUGCACCUUCUGCUAGUCGCGAGAAAUCAAGUUCCAGAAAAGUACAUCAUGUGUUUUAAUUGUGAAUUACUGUGUAAACGCAAUGCUGAUGUUGGCUUGAAGGGGUUUCAUGGAAACGCCCCUUGUAAAUUUUAUCCUGAUGACGUAAAAUGAUACCUGAUUUUCUCAUACAGCUGAAAAUCAAAUUUUUGUACCACCUACAUUAAUAAAAUGUUAUUGGUAGUUUUCUAAA